UGUUGCAAAGUGAGCAGCAACAGUAGCAGAGAAGGGAUACAUAGUGUUCUAGCCCGUAGCCCCGCCACAGCGGCUGCAGGAGCGCUGCAAACCCACCUGUUCAACGGGAGGAACCCACCGGCCGAGAGCCGGUCCCGCCGAUCGGCUCCCCGGGCACACUGGCCUCUGUGCGAGUGUGGCUGGCGUGAGCCUCGGAUCUGAGCGCAAGUGAGCGGGGGCGCCGCACUGGAAGAUAAUGUGAACUCUCCUGUGCUCCGAGGCAGUUCUACCUGAGUUUUUAUAUAUAGAUGGUUACCAUGAGAUAAAUGAGAAUACACAUCAAUCAAGAAAUGGCCACGUGGAAUGGAGGAAUUGUGCUCCGAGUUCCAAAUCUGGAAAACAGCAAAGGCUUCCAAGACAGAGUUAGACAUGAAAGACAAAUAUUGAAAGAAUCCCUGGCUUCACAGUUAAAUAAGGACCUUCUCAGGCUUCUGGUAGAAGGAAAUCAAGCAGACAUCACGUUCCAUGUGGGUGCAGCUAUCUUCAAGGCCCAUAAAGCAGUGCUGCUUGCAAGGGUACCGGAGUUUUUUUUGAGAGUUUCUGGAAAACAGUUGAAAGAAGCGGAGGACUGUCCACCAAUCAUCCGAGUGGAGAAUUUCAAGCCUUCACAGUUUAAAUACUUCUUGCAGCAGAUUUAUACAGCAGAUAGGAAAGUGAACCAGUUAGAAGAGGAGCUGCUUCUGAACAAUGACCAGGAUGGGAUGAGACUGACAGACGGCCACAAUCUGUCCUUGAGUGACUUUGAUAAAAGUAUAAUGUGCAAUGGGAAAGAUGCCGAGGAUGGAAAAGUCCCAGCUGCUACUGAUGAUGACACCUCCAAUGAAAUUGAGAUGUUGACCUCCAGUCUUUUAGAAGACGAUAUGCCUGAAGGAGUGUUUGAUAUUCCUGAGGAAACGCAAGAAAAGGAUCAGAUUGUAUCUGUAGAUGAUCCCACUCCAGAGCCAGCUUCUGUGCUGGGUGCUGACCUGUUGUCCCUAUACAAGGAAGGAUGUUGCUCUGAUAUAACUCUUCAUGUUGAGAAUAAAGUUUUUCAAGUGCACAGGACCAUCCUCUGUGCUCGUUCCAGUUACUUUGCAGCUAUGCUAAGUGGCAAUUGGGCUGAAAGCUCUCAGAAGUCCAUCACUCUUGCAGGUGUGAGCCAUGUGGAGAUGGACACCAUGAUGAACUUUAUAUAUGGGGCCAAUUUAGACUUGCCAAAAGGAACUUUCCCAUGUUCCAUCCUUUUGCUAGCAGAUAUGUACAACUUGGAAGGGCUGAAGGAAGUCGUUUUGCAUGUUCUGAAGAAGGAUUAUUGCAAAUUUUUUCACAAGCCUGUUAUUGGCAUGCAGCAGUCAAUUGUGGAAUGUCUGCAAAUAUCUCACUCUGUCGGAAUUGAUGCUCUUUACAACUCUUGCAUGAGAUGGAUUACCAAAUAUUUUGUGAAAUGUUGGUCUGGAAGGGAAUUUUCUUGUCUUCCAGCAGAACUACAGAAAGCUUGUUACGUCUCAGUGGUCCAUUCAUUAAAUGUGGAGAGUGUGGUUUCGGUGUUGCUGGAAAGUGACCGUCUGUUGUGGAGCCUUCCUGAAGUGAAGUGGUCGGAGCAAGCAGUUGCCUUGACAAAAGAGUUACAAGAUGAAUGCAUCAAGUUAAUUGUGCCAAAUUUCCUUGAGGUGAUCAAAAAUGAAAGCCUCCUCCUCCUGCUGAAGACACAAAGAAUGAGCAGAACUCCAUACUUGGUUCAAAGAAUUUUUGGAGCUAUUGAACAAAAUAUCACAGUAUCAGAAGCUUGCUUGCUCUUUACGGCUGUGGACCUGCUGAAGAGCCAAAUAGCUUAUGAAGAGGUGGGUUUUGCAAUUGAGAUCCAGGCCCUCUUUGACAAGCUCUGGACGUUUCUGGUUCAGUCUUUCUACGCUGUCCGACACACAGAAGGCUGGAAGCUGAUGAAACCUCAUGACAAGGAGCAAAUAGAAGCAGCUGCUCUGGACAAAGGUGAUGAUAGAAAACUUGCCAAAAGACCAACCUUGACCAGUUUCCAGAAAGAAAAUCCUCGGUUUAGUUCUACCAUUCCUGACACGCAAGGGCAAGCCUGCAGAAAAGGGAAGCUGCAGUCAAGUGCAAUUAACAGGCCGGCAACUGUCAUCAAAGCAACAAAAACACCUUCUGCUUCAGUGAAAACCACCAGACCCACUUCCAGUAGUGUGCCCAACAAACAGAAGGCACAAAACAGAGAUGAAGCGAUGCCACAGGCUCAAGCGAAGAGAGCCUGGAAUAGUAGCAGCGACCCGUCUGCCCAGCAAAGAGCAAAGGGAGCAUCAGGGGCAGCAGUCAAGGCUAAAGAUCCAAAAAUGGGUCCAGGAAAAAUGAGCCCUGCUUCAGAAACGACUGAUGCUUUAAAGCUGGCUAACAAAGUUCCAAACAAUGAAAAAGUAACUGCUUCCAAUGAAAUGUUUACAAAAUCUAAUAAUGCUAAAGCUGUGAAAACAGCUACUCCCACAGCACUGAAGACAAAUGUAAAGAGAAUGGCACAACCUGGCACCUCAAGCCCCAGGACACCUAUUAAUUCAAAUAAUAAGGUUGCACUGAAAGAGAGAAGUGCAUCAUUACCCAAUGUUAGAAAACCAUCAACUAAGGUGCUUACUGCCACAAACAAAACUGGUUCAGGAUUGAAAAGGUCUACCUCUAGUUGUCAUGAUAAGACUGCUUCAAAUUCUCUACGCCAUAAUGUGAAAAGUGUGGCACAUUCAAAAAGUGAAUCUGUUAAUGCUGAAUCUGAUCAAGCGGGAGCAAAUAAUCUGUUGGAACCUAGCCCAAAUACAGAGGUAUCACCAUCAAAGGAUUGUAAAUUGGGGGAAGGAGAGGAAAAUUUGGAAAGUGUUCAACAAAACUUGAGGUCAAGUAAUCAACUUGAACUUACUGUAAAGGCAAGUACAUUAGAGGAAAUUGUGAAUAAGGUGGCUGUUAAUGAAAGUGAAACAACACUGAAACUCUCUGAAGAUGAUGGGCAAUCCUGUGUAAAGUCAGAUCAAAGCAUCGGCCAAUGUCAGUCUUCAUCAGUUACAAAUAAGAAAUCCCCAAGUGAUUCUGAAACCAAACUGAAAUUCCUUCAAGUAUGUGAGAGCUCAGAGGAAGGCAUCUCCAAAGAGGAAGUUCUCAAGCUAUGGACCCAUUGCAUUGUUGCAACACCUGCUGACCAAACCAGUGAAGAGUCAGAACCUAACUUAAACCACGGUGGGAUACAAGUUCUGUCGGACUUGCCGAAAGAAAUGAAAACACCAAGAAUUACGGAAAAUCAAGAGGAUAUGGAAACACUGUUAGUGAAAUCUUGGAACAUGGGUACAGAGGUCUAUCCACCUUCAGACACUUCUUUCCCAAAACAAAGCCCAGACACAGACACUGGAAGUGCAACAACGUCAUCUGAUGAUAUAAAACCCAACUCUGAGGACUAUGACGCUGGAGGUUCCCAAGAUGACGAUGGAUCAAAUGAGAGAGGCAUUUCCAAGUGCAGUACUGUGGUUUGUCAUGACUUUCUCGGAAGAAGUAGCAGUGACACUAGUACACCUGAAGAACUUAAGGAAUAUGACAGUGGAUUAAAAGUAGAAGUAAAAAUGAAAGGAGUGGAGACCCAUAGUCAGACUGGUGCAAGAGAGUCAGUAAGUGACCAUGGUUUCAAAGUCUCUCAUCAAGGAAAUAAAGCAACUGAAAAAAGCAGUGAGGACCACAUUGUGCCCAUUGUUGAUAAAUUAGAUGCUGCCUCAGAUCUCUUGUCUUUGAGUGAAGUUACUGAAGAAAAAUCUGAAAUUGAGAAUGCAGAGGAAAUGUUCCCUCUCCCUGUUUCUGCUCCUCCCCCUCCUGAGCAGAGCAUUUACCACUUCCAGGGAAUUGACAAUCUGGCUUUUGAAGAUGUUACUGAAAAUGAGACAGAGGUUACAAACUUCCCCUCGGCUGCAAAUUUCAAGCGAUCUGUCCUGCUCUCUGUGGAUGAGUGCGAGGAGCUUGGUUCUGAUGAGGGAGAGGCUGAAACUCCUGCCUGUUCCUUGGAUUCUCUUACUCCCUCUGAUGUAUUUGACGGCGGUUCGCACGAGGGUGGCUAUCAACAUCAUGGGAGGACCUACUAUUCCCGAUACUCACUGGAAAUUGAGGAUGAUUUUUUGAACUAUGACUUUCCAAAGCAGUCUAAAAGGCCAGUCGAAAAAUUCCCAGUCCGUCACCAUCCGCAGAUGGGGCCACUACGAAAAGAACUUGGAAAGGACCCUGUCAUUUGCAGCUCUGCCAAAAACGAGCAUUUGUCCACUGAACACAGUGAGAGCUUUGCCACGGACGACAUUGAUACAAUUGAUCAUGUAACAAACGUGGGAAAAGGGCAUGUGCAAGGGUCCCAUUCAACAUCCAGUGAACAAGCUAGUAAUACCUUGCCAACAGGAGACUUAGCUGAUCCUGACCGAUCCCAAAACUACGCACAUGAUCGUCGCCCUUCAAACACCCUUUCUCCCAUAUACGAGAUGGAAAUAAUAGAAGAUAUGGAACGGAGCUCAGAACUAGAAGUGAACCAUUUGCAACAGAAAGAAAGUGAACACUUUGCAGAAAGAGACUGGAUACUACUUAAACAACUGAUUGGAGAUCAGGACCCAAAUUAUGGUGUUGUCAACUGUCUGCCUGAAGAUAUCAACUUAGCUCAGUAUCUCAUCAACCAAACACUUUUUCUUUCUCGAGAUGCUUCUAAACUGCCAGGUAAAAUUGCAGUUGAAAAAGAGGCACUGUGCAAAUGGACUGAAUUGCUAUCUCCUUCAGAGGACUCUGCAGCUAGCAUUACAGUGGCUAGUUUCUCCCCAGAAGAAUCAGUGUCCCCUCAGGGAGAAUGGACAAUUGUAGAACUGGAAACUCAUCACUAGCAUAAUCACUGAACUGUGUACAGAGAGGUGUAAGUAUGAACUGGAUUCUUCUAGGUCCUCUUUUUUUUUCCAACUUAACCAGGUAUUAUCACCUGGGUCAUGCUGGACACAGCAGUAAAACAAUAAACUUGCAAUGUAAAGUUAAGUAUAAAAUUACGAUUUGGGGAAUCGUCUUGUAAACAAUUUUGUGUAAUAGGAUAAUCACUAGUUAUAAAUAUCUUAAAGUGGGACUCAAGUUUUCAGAAUAGAAAAAUCUUGUAAAUUAUUGGUUUGUAUGUCUAAAACUAGAGGCUAAACAUUCACAUUUUCAUAAUGUUAAAUGUUACUAAACUAAAUUCAUUUUUAGUUUUUGAAAGUAUUAAUCAGCUUACUAGAACUUUCUUUAAAAGAACCUCAAACUAGGUCAUGAUUACGUUGUAUUUCUUAAUGACUCUGUAUUGUACAAGGUCUAGUUCUGGAAUCCAAAGCAGCCAUGGUAUUUAUACUGAUUUUUUUUGAACCUUGAUUGUUUUUUUUAAAUGAAUAUUGCUGUCCAUGGACCCAAGAUCUGAACCAAUUUCCUUAACCUCUUUUGGAUAAAAUAAACAGCAAACUAAAUCUUUAAGUGUGAACUUUGAUGUAAUGUGGGAUUUCCCCAGUACAUGUUGAAUAUUGAGAUGGUGACCUGGAUUGACAUAUUAUGGACUGGGAUUCACGAAGCAUCUGCCAGAAUAGUUAGUUAAUCUCUAAAUAAUUCUGACUUGUGAAAAACUAAGAGAUUUUCCUUUUAAAUAUACCUAUUUAUUUUAGAUGUUGUAAAUUGAACUGGCCAUGAUUAUCAUUUUGACCAUUGCCCCAACUUUAAUGGAGAACUCAUUCUAAAGAAACUGAAUAGAAUUUAAGGGAAUUAGUCUUUUAGGUGGAGCUGAGCUUUAGUUUAAGUUUAGAUGUCUAUUUAAAAUCAUCCUUACCGGGGCUGUGCAGAAUGUAUGCUAAUUAGGUUUGGAACUCAAUGCAAAAUACUGCAGAAGCUGGAAAUCUGAAAUAUUAAAAUGUACUGGAAACACUCAGCAGGUCAGGCAGUAGUUAUGCACAGAGAAACAGUUAAUGUUUCUGGUCAAUGAUCUUUCAUCAGAACUUCAUUUCAAAAUUUCCUGCCUCCCUUUUGAACAGGAACAACUGAAAUAGUCAAAAUGCACUGUAUGGAAAGGAAAAUUGGACAUGUUCUUUGAAAUCAGCCCAGUCAAUGUUCAGACCAAUGCAAGAUAGAGUGACUAAUAGAAUUGCUUGACGUAAAAUGGUGGUUGUUCAAAUAUGCAGCAUUUUUUUUAAAAUGAAGCUUUCCAUUUCCUCUAUGCAAGUUGUACCCAAUUUUGGAAAAAAAGUAACACUUUCCCAAUUGUAUUACAAUGUAAAGCAAACUUAUUCUAGUUAUCCAACUUCACAACACCAAAGGGUGGGUUGCUGUUUAGAUUCAAAUGUGAAAGUGGAGGAAGACA
This is a messenger RNA of Pristis pectinata (smalltooth sawfish), 6385 nucleotides long. It is a transcript of the gene btbd8, whose product is annotated as BTB domain containing 8. The record is from RefSeq and is a predicted model, not a curated record. NCBI's taxonomy places the organism in Eukaryota, Metazoa, Chordata, Chondrichthyes, Rhinopristiformes, Pristidae. Bases 306 to 4907 code for a protein of 1533 amino acids. The transcript has 21 exons. Gene Ontology annotation, molecular function: protein binding.